Fusarium subglutinans is the source of this 441-nucleotide messenger RNA. RefSeq lists its product as uncharacterized. Lineage: Eukaryota; Fungi; Ascomycota; Sordariomycetes; Hypocreales; Nectriaceae. The coding region runs from base 1 to 441 and encodes 146 amino acids. The transcript has a single exon. The record is from RefSeq and is a predicted model, not a curated record.
AUGACGACCUUUGAUGCUGAAGCAUUCGCUUUCCUUUCCUCCAUCAAAGAGCCCGCACUCGACGACGGAACCACGCGCACAAGACUUCUCGACAUGAUGAACAAUCUCACAGCUCCCCAUCCUUACGAGAUCAUGCAAUGGCUUCAAAUGGCGGAGUUUCGCGCCUUUGCCUUUGACAACCUGCGGGUUGAGUGCGUCAAGACCUGGGCUGGCUACAGAACGCAAAGCCACCCCUUGUGGAUUUUCCUUUUGUUGGAGAAUUUCAUUGCGACGAUGCUGGGUCAAGAGAAGUUUGAGUGCACUGUCGGUGGUACGCGAUACCAGUGCCCUAGACCUGAAGAAGUGGAGAUGGAGCUGGAGUACAGGUAUGAUGAAUGGGCGCAUGAGACGGAUGAGAUGUCGAUCGACAUGCCUUAUGAGCAUGGGGGUUCUUUAAUCUAA